GGGCGCCGGGCGGCGGUGGUGGCGGCUGCGGGGCACCCUCGGCCCAGCCCGCGCUCGCGCGUUGUCCCCGCAGCCGCCAAGACCUUGGCCUCGGCCGGGCGUGGGGGGCGCGGAUGGCGGGACGCAGGGGGCACACUGGCCCCUGACGAUCGCGGGUGUUCGUUUGCGGGGCGCCUCCCCACGCGCCCGGAACCCCAGGGACGGGAGCUGUGGUGAUGCCCACUUUGCAGAUGGAAAAGAGGCUCAGAGCUGCCCCUGGCCCGAGGUCCGUGGCCGGACUCAGCCGGGGCACCCUGCUCUCCGCUGCCAAGCGCCCCGAGUUCGGGCUCUUUCCGGCGGCGCACAGGCUCCAAGCUGGGAGGCGGAGUGGAGGAGGGUUUGCUCCUGGGCCGGUGCCGUUUGUGUCCCCUCUGCCUUCAGCCUGUUGCAGCAGCGUAGACGUUUGCACUGGCGUCCCUUCGUGACCGCCACCUCCCCUCAGAGCCCGGCUAGGGGUGACCGUGCCCUUUCCCAGAUAUUUAAAAUGUGGCAUACCCAGAUGUCAGCACUGCAGACCCACCGUGUGUCCACUUACCUGGCUGUGGGUGAUCCUUCCCAUCUUUAGGGGCUGAGGUCGGGGGCUGACCCAGGAGGCCCCCACUGGUGAGGAGCCCUGUGGCGUCUGCCUCCCUGCUUCCUUGAAGCAGGUACUGCCUGCACCGUUAUUGGAUGUACAUUACCUUUCAUCCUUCCCCUGCCCCUUUUCACUCCCAGAUAAGGCCUCCUACUUCAUGGAAGUGUGAAAGAAAAAUCCUCAUUUUAGACCAACCUAUUCCGGCAAACCAGACUAAAGAAAAGUAUCUUUGACCCCAGAGGAGGCUCGGAGCACCCUAGGCGGGGCUGGGAUGUGAGGGGUCCCAGUCUGCGGCCUCUGAGGGGGGUUUUCCUCUCUGGAAAUGUCUCGUUAAGAUUUAACCUAGGACGUUCCUGCUCCGGCAGGCAAAGUCAGUUCUUUGCGCUCCCCAGGGCCAGCGGCCCCCAGCUGUGACGGGGGAGGUUUUUCCGGGAGAACCAGCUUUGCUUUUCUCCAUGGGCAAGGCCUUGGGUUGGGAGGACAUUGCGGGCAUUGCUGGGGGGAGAGCUUGGGUUCAGUUCGUGUGGGUGCGCUGGUGCUGUGCACGUGGUAGAACACACCAGGGGCCCCGGUGGCCUCGCACGGUGGGCCCCACAGGUUACCUCCUGGCGCUUAGUUCCUCCCCCGGGGGAGGAGCCUCCAGCUCACCUGUGGCUGAUCGGCCCCACCCCGCACAUCCCUCUGACCCCCUCAUGUCGCCGUGGUUUUCGUUUCCCCGGCUCCCAGGUGUGCAGUCCUCCAGCAGGCCUUGGGGGAAGAUGGCAGCCCUGGGGGACAGUCAGGAGCCCCCUCAUGUCCUGUCCACUGUCACUUUCGAGUCACCGGAGACACCUGGAGCCUGCCACCGCCACGAGGCCCAGCUUCACCUCCACGGCCAUCAACAUGGCUUCCCCGGCUGCAGCCCUGAGGUGCCCUCCCAGCCACCACAGGAGGAGGAUCUCCGGGACGUGGAGGAGGUCCAGGCUGGCAGAGACACCUGCUGGCCAGAUCCCGAGUUGGAGCGCGAGCGGGCCCCGUCGUCUCCCCAGCCGCACAAUCCUGAAGAUGAGGUGGACCAGGACACGGGGGUGCUCAGGACCCUUCUGAGGAGCCUUCCCCAUAGACCCAGGUGUGGGGACAGCUUGGGGCAGGAGUGCAGCCUGGAGCGGCCGUUAGGCCAGCCGCCGGGGGCCGGGCCCCGCCCCCAGAAGAGAGGCACCUGGCGUGGGCCGCUCGGGCUGCAGGGAGCCUCGGGGACAGAGGGCGGCCCGGGGCGCGCCGACGAGCUGGCGGGCAGCCUCGGCCGGGGCUCGGGCCUCGGGGCCCGGCAGAGUGGCCCGCGGGGCGGGAAGCCGCACAGGUGUGAGGCCUGCGGGAAGAGCUUCCAGUACAACUCGCUGCUGCUGAAGCACCAGCGCAUCCACACGGGCGAGAAGCCCUACGCCUGCCACGAGUGCGGCAAGCGCUUCCGCGGCUGGUCGGGCUUCAUCCAGCACCACCGCAUCCACACGGGCGAGAAGCCCUACGAGUGCGGCCAGUGCGGCCGCGCCUUCAGCCACAGCUCGCACUUCACGCAGCACCUGCGCAUCCACAACGGCGAGAAGCCGUACGAGUGCGGCGAGUGCGGCCAGGCCUUCAGCCAGAGCUCCAACCUGGUGCGGCACCAGCGGCUGCACACGGGCGAGAAGCCGUACGCCUGCAGCCAGUGCGGCAAGGCCUUCAUCUGGAGCUCGGUGCUCAUCGAGCACCAGCGCAUCCACACGGGCGAGAAGCCCUACGAGUGCCCCGACUGCGGCAAGGCCUUCCGCGGCCGCUCGCACUUCUUCCGGCACCUGCGGACCCACACGGGCGAGAAGCCCUUCGCCUGCGGCGCCUGCGGCAAAGCCUUCGGCCAGAGCUCCCAGCUCAUCCAGCACCAGAGGGUGCACUACCGGGAGUAGCGGGCGCGGGGCCGCGCGUCAGCAGCCUGAGGUCGAGGCGAGUUCCCGCGGAGGGCUCCUGCCUUCGCGCCUCCUGGCUGGCGCAGCCGGCAUCUCGUGCGUGUCCCGAAUAAAGUCUGUGUACUUGACGGACGCGGGAGGAAGGCCACGUGGCUGCCCCCCAUCCCUGAGGGCUCCUGUCGGCAGAGCCCACCGCGUGCCCUAGCGGCCGAGGCCUGCGGGCGUCGUGACUUACCAGAGCCAUAGCCAGGGCGGGGUCAGGCACCCCAGGACGGGUGGUUUCCAGAUUGGGGUGGGGGGGCCCGGGCUGCCCGCUCUCCCCCUGGGCUGUAGUCUCUGGCGGUUUGGUUUCCUCAUGCAUCUGGGAGAAUGUGUGUGGCAUGUUCUCUCUGCAGCAAGCCCUCGGAUCUGCUCUGUUUGCCUUCUCACCCUGCCUCUGCACCUACUGGUGGCUGCCUGAGGCCAGCGGGCUUCAGUGGAAGGUGGCCCUGCCCAGCCUUCAUAGCUGCCUCCAGCCCCAGGAAGCCGGGGCCCCAGGGGGUUCCCCGCUUGACAGGUCUAGGCGACUGCAGCUGGGCAUUGGCUGUAGCCGGCUUCAGAUCUGCCAUGACUGCCCUGUAGCUCCCCAGCCCCUGUGGUAAAGGGGAGAGCCCAGCUGGGUGGGGCGCCUUCUGUCUGCCUUCCUGCCUGCUCCUUCCUGGACAGCUUUUGGACCCCCACCCCUGCCGCCUGCACCACACACGGAGGAGUUGCCCGGCCCCUCUCCAGGGUAUAACUCCGCCUCGCCUCCACAUCCUCUUUCCCAGUGACCCCAAUGGAGAGCCCUGUGGUUGGGCUGCCCCGCCUCUCCAGGCUACACUCCCAGGGCCCCGAGGCCAUCAAGCGCUUUGGACUCCCCCACGAGGGUCAGAACACCUCCUUGAGUCGUCUUUGCUGGUGCACUGUGACACCCUGGAAGAUGGGGGACAUCGCCUUCUCCCCAGCCCCCUGUCCCUAAUACCACGUGGCUAUUGGGUAUCGUGAAGCUUCCACCUUGGGCAGCCAGGCCGCGGAGCGGGCGAGCAGAGCCCCCAGGGCUUUCCGGGGAGCGGUGGCUCAGCCUGUGCUCCAGAAGGGUCAUCCUGCAGCCUCAGCACCAAGGCUGGACUCGGAUACCUGCACCACAACCGGACUUAGCGGGCAGCCCCAGAGCAGAGCCUGGCGGUCCUCCACACUGUCCUAGACUGUCCUGGAGGUGGCCCGGCAGACCCUCGGUGACGGGACAGGGACAGGGCGGGAGCUCCCAGGCCACUGAGCAGCAGGCGUGCAAGCUAGGAAGGCUGCCCGGAGGAGGGGAGCGUGGAAUCAACCGCCCCCAGCUGCAGCUCCUCGGUGCCAGGAGAUAAACUCUCAGCAAAGGCUCUGUGUCCUCCCUUGUCGCGUGCGGCCCGCCGAGAUGGGCUGAAUGGCAUUUGCAUUUGCCGGCUUGGGACCGGUUCUCUCUCGAGGGUUCUGUCUGAUGCAUUCAGCACUUCCCGGGAACCCUGAACGCCUGGCAGGACCGAGACGAGGACUCCUCAGGGCAUCUUCUCUGCCCGUUGUGGCUGCCCAGGUUUAUCAGUAUCUGGCUGCACAGGACGUUAUGGUUCUCGACCCCUGACCGCUCCUGGGACGUGGGUACAGCCCGGAGUCUCUGCACUGUCCUCCUGCCUCGUGUCCGGCACAGGCGUCACGCCCCUCCUCCCCCGCCAUGGUCAUCCUCCGGUUCCAGCUCUGUGCCCCGGCCUGCUCUGGAGCCUCUAUCCGCCCUGGGUGCGAGUGUCUCUAGCUCAGCGGCCACUGUCCCUCGCCUCCCGCUGACCCUGUUAUCUCCAACCCCAUGGGCUGCGCUCCCUCCCACCCGGGCCCGUGUCCUCGGCUCCAGCCAGCCUCAUGCUGUUCCCUGAAGUGACCCACUGGUCUCCGGGAGACCAGGGUUAGGGUUGCCCAGGCUGCCCUGAUGCCAGCCCAGGCACUUACUGUCCCUCACAGAGCCUGUUUCCUCCUCUGGAAAUAGGGGCAGCCGUCUGUUGGCACCGCACAGGGUGAUUGGGAGGAUGGCCAUAGAAUCCUUUGCACGCCACCAGGCACACAGCAAAAACCCAUAAAAGGGGCUCCUGGAAAGGCUCUGUCGACAACCAGGGACAGGUCAGGAACACUGUUAAUGGACAGCCUCAGCAGAAAGCCACCUGGGGCCAGGGCCGGCCACGGCGAGUGUAAACAUUGAGGGAGACAGAGUGAGGCACCAGGAAAGCGGUCCCUGUGCAUUUCAGAGCCCAGGAAGUGGUCACUUGUGUAGGGGCAGUAUCUCCUUUCGGCCCUAGAAGUAAAUAAAAGCCCUAUAGGAGCUUGAGCCCUAAAGAAAGGUGGCCCUGUGAGGAGCUCCCAGGGCGCCGCACAGGGAAGAGGGUCCAGGAGCUGACAGUCCAUCUCGGGCUCUGUGCGGCGCAGAGCGGGCUGCGUGUGCCUGUGAGUCGGGAAAUAACGACAAAGCUGGGCCUAAAUGUGGACACUUUUCAGUUGGAUACAAGGGGUUUUAUUUUUACAUGAUAUAAGCAGUGUGGCAUGAUGGUUAAGAGAAUCGACUUUGAAACUUAAAGCCCAACUCUACACUGAAGUGUAAGGUUGGACAAGCUAUUAGUCCCCAAAUUUGUUUUCUAAUUAGGAAAAAGAAAAAGAUGUAUUAGGGCUCUCCAGAGAAACAGACUCAAUUGGAGAGAUAGGUAGAUAGGUAGGUAGGUAUUCUUAGGAAUUGGCUCACGAGAAUAUGGAGGCUGAGAAGUUCUGAGACCUGCAGUCGGGAUGCCGGAGACCCAGGAGCGCCGAUGGCAUAGUUCAGUCUGAAAACCGGCAGGCCCAGGACCCAAGGAAAGCCAGUGUUUCAGUCCAAGUCCAAAGGUAGAGUGAGACUGACGCCCCAGCUCAACAGUCAGACAGGAGUUCCGUAUUACUUUGUCUUUUUGUCCUAUUCAGUCGUUCAGCUGAUUGGCUGGGGCCCACCCACGUUAGGGAGAACAACCUGCUUUACUCAGUCUGCUGCCUCAGAUGUUGAUCUCACUCAGAAUAACGUUUGACCAAAUAUCUAGACGCCCUGUGGCCCCGUCCAGUUGACGCAUAGAAUUAACCGUCUCAAGCAAGGAUAAGACUGUACUUAAUGCCACAGGGUUGGCCUCAUUCCUCCUGAUACGGAUGUGCCCUCUCCCCGUGACGCAGAGCAGAGCUCAAAGCAGCCCCAGACCGAUUCGUAUCUAUUUUCACCACUAGAACGGUAAGGGAAGCGUCCCGGGGAAGGGCUCUGCUGGUUCCUGCUGGGCUCUCGUGCGCUCGCUGUCCGUCCCUGGGCCAAGGGCUGUAAUCAGGGAGGUGGCCCAGAGAUCGUCAUUCAGCCUGAUUCAAGGUCACACCCAUGGCUGGCUGCAGGAUGCUGGGAUGAGCAAACAGAACCAUAAGGUCCUCUGCACACGUUUUCAGUACCAGUAUUGUCCACGCGCUUGUCUUUUUCAGUUGCUAUGCAACAUUCCAUAUCGGGCUACCUCAGUAUCCCAAGGGUUUCGGACUUUGAGAGACCCCAGAUUAAUGAUGGCCCAGAGGUGGAAGCCAAGACGUGGUCUAUGGACUCAUCUGCCCUGUGCCGUGUGCCCCAAGCAGGUGGGCAGGAAGGCGGCUCUCCCCACAGCCAGCUUCUAAGGACACUCACUCUACUUCGUAGCCCAGCUCUGCCACUCAUUUCUAUGCCACCUGGGCAAGGUCCGUAUCCUCUCUAAGCUGCAUCGGUAAAUUGGCGAUAGUGAUUCUAUGGGAUACAUCACGAGGUUCUGUGAGCGCUAAAUUAGACCAUCAUGUGAAGAACCAGCAGAGCACAGGCCAGAAGCAGAAGUUAACAUCCACUUCCCACCUGGAAAAUACACAUCCUCCCUCA
Aethalodelphis obliquidens (Pacific white-sided dolphin) is the source of this 6469-nucleotide messenger RNA. RefSeq names its product GLI family zinc finger 4 (gene GLI4). The coding region runs from base 1069 to 2532 and encodes 487 amino acids. Gene Ontology annotation, molecular function: RNA polymerase II cis-regulatory region sequence-specific DNA binding; DNA-binding transcription factor activity, RNA polymerase II-specific. The record is from RefSeq and is a predicted model, not a curated record. The transcript is spliced from 3 exons. Gene Ontology annotation, biological process: regulation of transcription by RNA polymerase II. NCBI's taxonomy places the organism in Eukaryota, Metazoa, Chordata, Mammalia, Artiodactyla, Delphinidae.